CUCUGCUGUCCCAUUGGCUGGAAAAACAGGCGGUCGAACACGAUAAGAAUAGUAUGACCCACACCAGGAAGGGCAUUGUCACAUUAUGAUAAUAACAGCUUACUGUAGAUCUAACUGCUAGCUCUAGUUUUAUAGUCCAACAGUCACUGUUAUUUUGUAGCUGCAUAGUUCUCACUUCGUGGCCAAUGCGCUCAGUUGACUUGCCGUGUAGAAUCCAAAGUUGAGGACGUCUGCGCGCGUGAACGGUUUACAUCGAAGCAAACGUGCUAGCUCGCUACGAUUGCAGGGGAACUCGCGGUCAUAAGGGACAUCCAGGCGUCUUUUGUUUUAGUUUAGUAAACAUGUCGGUGGGAUUUGCACCUCUUCAUAACAAACGACGUCUCGAAGAGGAGCAUGGAAACUGGGAAUGCCAACCGAAAAGACUUUGCGGCGGAUUGGUUGGUUGUGGCCACAUUGAAUAUGGCGCGGUCGCCGACUGCCAGUGUCCCAUGGAUACAUGGGAGAUCCAGCCGCAAGUAGUACCGCCGAAUGGGAACAGGGGCACCAAAGUCGCUCCUGACAUGAGUGCCCAGGGUAACAGACCAGCUGCCCAGUGCUGUCCUAGAUGUAUGGCGGGAGAGUCGGGACACAUAAACCACAUCAUGGGAUGUUGACGGUGAUGAAGAUCUUCAGCGCAGGUGAUGACCAUUAGUAAGCGGAUGGUCCACAUGUCCUGUUUUGAUGAUGGUAACCCUCUACUCCUCCUGUGCCACCCCUUUUAUAUGCAGGCGAUGCAUAUCACACGAGUGCCUUGCACAUCUCUGCUCCAUGUUUUAGUACUGUAUAGGGCCAUUUUCCAGAUGGUGGUUUAGUUGUCAAGUCUGCUAUUUUGAUCCUGAGAGAGUUGUAAAGCUCCUAAUAGAUGAGACUUGCCGGGUUAUCCUUCAGUCAUGACAAAGGCACAGGCCUCGUCUAUUAGAAGAGUUACCACUUUCUCAGAGUCGGCAUAUGGAGGCGAGAGACUGACCCAGCUUUCUGGAAUACCCCCUGCUCUGCUCCAAUGUUGUUUACAAUAUCCAAGUGUUUGUAAUUUCUAAAGGGCUAGAUUUCUGGACAAAAAUGGUUCCUCAUUCAAGAUGAAUGAAAUGAAUGUUCUGCUACAAUGUAGUUAAUUACAUAACCCGUCACCAUGACAAAGCCAUAACAGUUUUAAAUGUGUAUUACGCAUACAUGCACUAAGGGAAAUCAUGACCUCAGAAGCUGCAAUGAAAUAUGUAAACAUUGCGGAUUCACGCAGUAAGGGAAAUAUACACUGUGAUCCGUCAAAUCAACAGAAGUCAGUUGGUGUGUAAAUAAUUUCUUCAUGAGAAGCGCCUUUUAUUGUUUAAUUUCUAAAGAAAAAAUUUAAUUUUGAGAAGGUUUGUACACAUGCAGCCAAUUUGAUUAUGGACGUCUACUGACUGAAAUGUUGUACUGUAUACUUUGGUGGCGCUUUUAAUGUGCAGCCAAAUACUGACCAUUCUAAAAUCUUGUUCCAGAUAUAUGGCAUUUUUGCAUCUUCCUUUCAUAAUUAGGAAAUUUAAUUGGAAGUGUAUCUUAUAGAUACUAAUAAUUUUGGAUGUAAUAGGACCCUUUAUAAUGUCCAAAUUGUUUGUUAAAAAAAGUCUGAACUGAAUAAUUGUCCACAGAUUUUGAGAAAAUCUGAAAUUUAAUUUGUUUACUUUUCACUGUACCUUACACAUUUCCUCAAAAGUUCCAUUGGUAUUUGUUCCUUUUUAAUCUUUCCAUAAAUUUUGAACUUUAAAAAAAUCAGUAGUGUUGU
Molecule: messenger RNA, 1801 nt
Organism: Engraulis encrasicolus (European anchovy)
Lineage: Eukaryota; Metazoa; Chordata; Actinopteri; Clupeiformes; Engraulidae
Exons: 4
Coding region: 342-653 (103 amino acids)
Source: RefSeq, a predicted model, not a curated record